AUGGAAUUGCUCAGUCAGCAUUUAUCCCAAGCAUUUCUCAAGCCAGGUACAAGAGUGAUCAUGCUAAGGCAUGCUGAGAGUGUUUGCAACUUAGCAGGUACUUUAGCAGGCUGGACUGACAGCAAGCUCAGUGACUACGGCAAGCGCCAAGCAAACUUAUUAUAUCAAGGGCUCCACCCUUUUUACUCACAAUUCAAAGGGAUUUAUUCUUCAGAUUUAAAAAGAUGCAUAGACACAACUUUAUUUGCCACUCUUUAUUCAUACCCUUUUCGAAUUGACGAAAGGCUGAGAGAAUGUUACUUUGGAGACCACGAAGGGGAGCAUUUUGAUACAAUGCCAGAGCUUCAAGCUACAGUAAACAGUCCUACCUAUCAAGCCCCAAAUGGAGAAAGCUGGGUGAUGGUAAAAAACCGUGCAGUUAAAUUUUUUAAAGAAAAAUUAGCUGAAGAUGGCGUUUACCUUUGUGUUUCCCAUGGAGGGCUUAUAUGUACAUUGACUAUUCCUCUUGGGCAUACAGAUGCUGUAUCAAAUGCCUCAAUUGUAGGAAUUGAGCUAAAGAAUGGAGUCCCAGAAAAAGUUGAAUUUAGCUGGACAUGUCCUGAGAUUUUAACUAGGUAA
Molecule: messenger RNA, 618 nt
Organism: Blepharisma stoltei
Lineage: Eukaryota; Ciliophora; Heterotrichea; Heterotrichida; Blepharismidae
Source: the annotation of a GenBank genome assembly